Ostreococcus tauri is the source of this 798-nucleotide messenger RNA. Its product is annotated as HAD-superfamily hydrolase, subfamily IB,PSPase-like. Gene Ontology annotation, cellular component: cytoplasm. Gene Ontology annotation, molecular function: magnesium ion binding. Gene Ontology annotation, biological process: dephosphorylation; L-serine biosynthetic process. Lineage: Eukaryota; Viridiplantae; Chlorophyta; Mamiellophyceae; Mamiellales; Bathycoccaceae. The transcript has a single exon. The record is from RefSeq and is a predicted model, not a curated record. The coding region runs from base 1 to 798 and encodes 265 amino acids.
AUGAUCGCGACGGUAUCGCGAGCGGUGGGCGCGCGCGGCGAGACGGCGAGGCGGAGAGACGCGAGAAAGAGACGGAGCGGGAGCAAGGCGGUGAGAGCGCUCGCGAGCGGACCCAUGGCGCCGAACGAGGAGGUGGUGGAGUUUUUUAAGCGGGCGGAGGCGGUGGCGUUCGACGUGGAUUCGACGGUGUGCGAGGACGAGGGCAUCGACGAGCUGGCGGAGUUUGCCGGAGCGGGCGAAGCCGUGGCAGCCAUCACAAAACAGGCGAUGGAGGGAGGGAUGCCGUUCGGUGAGGCGCUUCAGUUGCGAUUAGAGGCGAUGAAGGUCUCUCGUCAGCAGGUCGAGGAGUAUGUGCGAACGCAUCCUCCGAAAUAUUCACCCGGAAUAAAAGAGCUCAUGGCCGCGCUCAAGGCGAGCGGUAAGGAAGUCUACCUAGUUUCCGGUGGAUUCAGACAGAUGAUCGCUCCGAUCGCGGAGGGUUUGGGGAUUUCGAGUGAUCACAUCGAGGCGAACAGUUUGGUGUUCGAAGAAGACGGCUCGUUCAGGGGCUACGACCCACGAGAGUUCCCUUCCAUUGCCGGCGGCAAGGCGGACGCAGUGCAGCACAUUAAAGCCACGAAAGGGUACGAAACGAUGGUUAUGAUCGGUGACGGCGUGACAGAUCUCGAAGCGAAGAGACCGGGAGGAGCAGAUAUCGUCAUCGGCUACGGCGGGGCCCAGCGUCGACCUCGGGUGGAGGCGGAGGCGGACUGGUACGUGCUCGAUUUACUCGUCCUCGCAAGAGCGUUAGGACACUAG